GUUGUUGCAUGUCACACACGCACACCUACCUACAAAAUGUACCUAUACCCACACACACAUGCACACACUAUUGUACAUGCAGUGUUCAGGAGCAGCUGGCCGAGGAUCUGUAUGAGGCUGUAGACAAUAAGGAUGUCAGCAAAGUGAGGUCCGUUUUGGGACAGGGGGCCAACCCCAAUCACAAGCUCUACUGGAGUGAGGAGUGGAAUAAUAUGGGAUUCCCUCCAGUACACCUAGCAUGCUGGAUGGGCUACCUGGAGAUCACUAGAGCACUCGUUAGUGGUGGAGCUGAUAUUGAGAAAGGUGAUGGAGAAACGGGCAUGACUGCAUUUCACUUGGCAUGUGAGGGAGGAGAUAUGGAGACUGUGGUGUAUCUCUCACAAGAGAUGAAAUGCCGUAUUGAUGUGAGGGACAAGGGGGACCACACACCACUACACCUCGCUUGUUGGAAUGGACGUAUACAAGUUGUGAAAUACCUUGUGGAGGUACUCAAGGUUGAUGUUGAUGUGACUGAUAAUACUGGCUACACUCCUCUUGACGUGGCAGUACAGUAUAGGUGCACUGAAGUUAUUAAUUAUCUCCGGUCUCUACAACCCUCCACUCCUAAACCAGAUACUCGAAAUGGUUCCGAACAACUUCUUUCUAAUUCAAUUGUUGACAAGACCUCAUCAAAGACCUCUGACCCUCUCUCUGGUCAACAGACACCCAGUGCUGGCAAUGAACAACCAGAAACAACUGAUACCCCAAAUGGUUCCAAACUUCCUUCCACUUCAAAGGAAGGCCCUAACCCAAAAUCAAAGGCCCUCAAUGAAUCAUCCAAGUCUGAGCAAGCUCUUAAUGAAGCCAUGAAGGCUGGAUUUGUCCGUGUGAACAUUACUAAUCUACUGUUUUUCGGAAUGGCAGGCACUGGUAAAACCUCCACUAAGCAUCUCCUUCUGGGACUGCCUCCUCCUCAAGAUCGAAAUAGCACUCCAUUAGCUAGCACAGCAGAGAGGAUUCGACAAAUUACAAAGCUGAAAACGGAAGCUCAAGAAGAUCCCUCUAGAACAUGGAAACCAGUAACUAGUGAUGACCUACAACGCAUUGUUGCUGAUGCUAUUAAAUCUCAUGUAACCAGCUCAGAUCCUAACUCUAAAGCAUCUGCUAUCCCACAAGAACUCAGCAUUGCUCUGAAGCAACUUGAACCUAGCAAUGAAUCAAGUACGCCAGUUAAUGUAACUCCUUCAACAGCUAGUUCAACUAAACUAUCAGUAGCUGGAGCAAAAAAGAGACGUCCUAAACAAGAAAGGAAAACGAGUAAAUUUCUUAACACUGUUUCAAAUGUAAUGGCAAAUAUUCAGCAGUUUUCUGAUGCUGAUCGUACUGCUGUUCAAGAAAAGUUUGGAUCGCAUUGGAUCUACAUAAUCGAUAGCGGUGGGCAACCACACUUUCAUAAUCUACUGCCACUUUUCAUGCCCAAGAUUUCUGUAGCUUUGUACAUUCUUCGUCUCUCUGACUGCCUGGACGAUCAUCCACUGGUUGAAUACUACAAGGACAAUAAGCCAGUUGGUAAAGCUUUCAAGUCACAUCUCUCAGUUCUGGAUAACUUCAAGUAUCUCGUGCAGUCAAUUCAAUCUCACAGUGAAAACUGCAAGCUGGUAUGCAUUGGUACUCACAAAGACCAUCAAGCUGAAUGCAAGGAAACAUUAUCUGACAAGAAUAAAACUUUGUUAAAUUUUGCCGAGAAGGAUUGUAUUAAGAAGUUGACAAUGUUUUUCAAUUUGGGGAAAAAAGAUGUCAUAUUUCCUGUGGAUUGCAAGCACUGCGAUUCUGACAGUCAAGAAUUGGCAAAGACAAUUCGUGAAUAUGUUCACAAAUUAUCUCAAGAGCUGAAUAAUAUUGAAAUCCAGGUUCCUUUAUGGUGGUUUGUUUUGGAAAUUAUUAUCGAAAAAGAUUCAAACGAUCAAAACAGAAAAGUUUUAAGCAAGACCGAAUGUGUAGAAAUUGCAAAAGCGUUACAAAAUUUUCACGAAGAUGCACUCUUUGAAGCUUUGAAAUUCUUCCAUGAGCAUCACAUUUUUCACUACUAUCCUGCCAUUAUACCAAAUGUGGUAUUCUGUGAUACUCAAGUGCUUCUCGAUAAAGUAACAGAGCUUGUCGAGUAUGCUGCAUACGUGCGAGGUAACACUCCGGGGUCUGGAAAAUGGUUAACUUUUACCGAUAAAGGAAUUAUAACGAUUGAACUUUUAUCUGAUAAGAAUUUUGAAAAACAUUAUGUCGAUGGACUCUUUGAACCCACUCAUCUCAUUGAAAUAUUCAAGCACUUGCUGAUAGCCACCCCAUUUCGUAUAUUCUCACGAGGGCAAGAUAAGCGUUUCUAUAUGCCAUCACUUCUAUCCUUGCUCCCACCAACUCAAGUCAAUGAAAAACGAGCUGAAUUGCUUAAGAACGGUUUAACCCCACUCGUUUUACACUUCGAAAAGAACUGGCAAUGCUAUGGAGUGUUUUGCUGUCUCCAAGUGUACCUGAUUAAAGAAUGUGAAUGGGAAAUUGAAAUGGAAGAUCACCAGCCGAGUAGAAACUUUGUACAACUUAUUCAUCGAGAGGAAGAUUGUUUUAUCACGCUAAUUGACGGGUUUUCAUUCCUCGAAAUUCAUUCCAGUAGUAAUCAAAAAGAACUGCUGUCUUUGAUAUAUGAAAAUGUUCUCUCUGGUCUUCGAUCUGCUUACAAAGCCCUGAAAUACACGUAUGAGGAUCCUGAAAUUGCAUUUUUGUGUCCCCAUGAAUUGCCCUCUGCUGAAGCAAGUGCAAGUCCCCAAGUGCCCCACCACCCAGCUCGUGUUCUGGGUAAUGGAGAACGUAUGAGGUGUACUCUAUACAAGAAGAAGACGUACAGGUUGGAAGACAGUCACAAAGAUUGGCUCUCUGCUUGUUGUAAACUGGAAGGUAAUGCAGUGACUCCACUAGCCACUCCACACACAACCACUCAGUCAGUUCAACAACGUGAGACGACAGCGACUGCAGCUCAGUUGAGUCAAGAGUGCUCGGAUGGAGCUCUUCUCCAGUUGUCUACUGUGAUUGCUGGAUACAACACAUACAAGCUCAGGCUGGGCCUCAGUGAUGCUGAGAUAUACGCUAUCGAUCAGAGUCCUUCCAUGAUUGAUAAUAUCCCAGGGAGAUUUUACACUGCUCUGAAGAAAUGGAAGAGUAAAAGUAUUGUUGAAAUGUAUCCAUUGAAAUCGUCAGCUACUUACGGUCGAUUAGUGGAAAUUGCCUCAGAGAUUGAGGACGGAGAGGCAGUUCACAGCAUUCACAAGACCUGUGUGGAGCAUACCUGUGAGUUACCUAGUGAAUCAUCACUUUGACCAUUACCUUUGUGAGCUUGCUCGUCAGUAGUGCCAGCAAUA
Molecule: messenger RNA, 3386 nt
Organism: Halichondria panicea
Lineage: Eukaryota; Metazoa; Porifera; Demospongiae; Suberitida; Halichondriidae
Exons: 9
Coding region: 9-3344 (1111 amino acids)
Molecular function (GO): protein binding
Source: RefSeq, a predicted model, not a curated record